This is a messenger RNA of Fusarium venenatum, 2052 nucleotides long. Its product is annotated as FYVE zinc finger-domain-containing protein. The record is from RefSeq and is a predicted model, not a curated record. Gene Ontology annotation, molecular function: metal ion binding; DNA binding. NCBI's taxonomy places the organism in Eukaryota, Fungi, Ascomycota, Sordariomycetes, Hypocreales, Nectriaceae. Gene Ontology annotation, biological process: DNA repair.
AUGUCGGGCCGCAAGCUGGGCGGUGGCCGUGUUCUUGGAAGCGGCAGGGGCCUUGCUCCCCCGACCCCUCCGGUUACGAAUGCGCCUCGAGUUGCAAGUCCAUUAGCAGCUUCAGAAAGCAGCAUUUCGAUAGUUUCGUCAUCAGUGUCACCACCCAUAAGUGGUAUUUCACCAGGUCUUGCAAGCCAGGACAUCGGCAAUAGCAUCAGCGUCGGUGCUCAAGGGAAGGGGGGGCCGGCAGAUGGAGGCGCGCUCGUGUGUCCAAUAUGUAAUGAAGAAAUGAUGACCCUUCUACAACUUAACCGACACAUUGACGACACCCACCAAGAACUACCAGAAGAGGAACAAGAUGAAGUAAAGACGUGGUUCGACAAGCAGGUGCUCAAAGCGAAACGAUUCCAGCCCCUCUCCCUAAUAAACCAGAAGCUUCGAGGCUUGGAUGUAUUUGAGUCGAACGAGUCCGUACCUGUCGUCACCCCUAUGUCAACCGCUGCUGGAAAGAACCCCCUCGAAGGUCCUAUUGAUCCCGACGACCUCAUCACGCGACACCAUUGGCAACGCUCGACUAGCUACGAUUCAUGCACCGAUCCGACAUGUGGAAGGAGUCUAGGGCCAUUGAAUGGAAGCAUUAACUGUCGACAUUGUGGACGACUGUUCUGCGAAGAACAUACCAUGUACCAGAUGAAACUGAGUCGAAGCGCGAAACAUGAGCCGGUCCGUGGUUAUUGGGCAAGAGUAUGCGAGACAUGCUUCAAGUCAAGAGAAGGAUACAACGACCACCAAGGUGUCUUGACGGAUCACACCAAUGCGUUUGUGGAAAUAAGAAGGAAGAAGGUCGAACGGCAGAAUCUGGAAAUCUCACGGCUUGAGAAACGAUUGACAAAGCUCACGAAACUAUUGGCGAACCCUCCUGAAAACCUCACGCAAUCGAAUGGAUCUUUGCUUGGCCCAGUAACAUCAUUAGCAGGGCAGAAGAAUGCCCGCAAGCUUAUCGAGCAAUCAGUUGUUACUUGGGAAGAAGAUGCGACUGUCUCUAAAUGCCCAUUUUGCCGACAAGAAUUUGGAUCUUGGACGUUUAGAAGACACCAUUGUCGCAUAUGUGGGCGUGUUGUCUGUGGCGAUCCGCAGACAGGAUGUUCCUUAGAAGUUGGACUAAACGUAUCAAGUGAUACAAACGGCGUGACGAAAUCACUUUCGGGAACCGAGAAACCAACCUCGACAACAAACGGCGGGCAAGUUGGCAUAGAUAUCCGGAUGUGUCGCGAUUGUAAACAUACUAUAUUCUCUGCGCGCGACUUUGCAGCGUCACUACAGCACAAACCUGCCGAUCAGCGGGCAUACGAGACUCUACAACAGUUCGAGCGUGGCAUUCAACAACUCCUGCCAUCAUUCCAUCGUGUGCUUCUGAACCUACAGCCAGAGAAGAAAGAAAGCGGCGAAAUCGACCUGAACAAACCUCCACCAACACGCGCUCAGAUCCAGGAAGCAGCCAAGAUUCGAAAGCGCCUGGUCGACAGUUUUGGAAAAUAUGGUAUCGCUGCAAAACGUCUCCGCGACCUUCCCACAGAGAGCGCCACGCAACGGCGACUGCAGGCGGCCAUAUAUACAUAUGCGAGUGGCUUCCUACAUACAAACAUGCUCCCUCUCAAGAGCUUGCCCCAGAUGCUACGCUCACGCUCAUCCGCAUCAUCCUCUACAGCCGUUUCCACCUCACGGCUUCUCGCUUCACACAAUCACUCUGGGUCAAGUUUACGACACUCGGAGCUUGCGGAUACUGAAACGUCGUCGCAAGCGCCUAGCGAAGGAAGCACAGUCGUCAGCCAGCUCGAGACAGAAGAAAAGGAACUUAGAGAGCGGUUAGUUGUCUUGGAAGAGCAGCGAUUCAUGGUUGAAUCCAUGAUCAAAACCGCGCAAGGUUCUAGGCGAUUUGAGGAGGUCAGCGCUCUGUCUCGAAAUGUAGAUGAACUGGAUGCAGAGAUUAACGACUUGAAAAAUAAGGUUGGUGGUGUUGAGGAAAGAUGGGAGGGUGUCUAUCGAAACGGCGUCACUUAG